AUGCCCAGUCCGCCCAUGGUGUCUGGCCCCUCGACCAGGAUAGACCGCUUGCAGACAAUCCGAGAUACCUGGGGGCAGGACCUAAUGGAUGCUGGCGAAAACAGGUACGUCUUAGCACGAAUCUACGAAAUCUACGACCCGGACUUCCUCUUCUACUGCAACGAGCACACCUACGUUAUCGCGGAGAAUCUGCAGUGCUACACUAGGAGCCUGGAUCCGUCCGACCCUGUGUAUCUCGGGAAUCGGUUCCGCAGGGAAGGCGAGAAAAACCAGGGAAAAGCCCUUCUCAACUCCGGUGCGGCAGGCUUCGUUCUCAGCAGAGGAUCGCUCUCGUUGCUACACCAGGCGUGGCGUGGCGGCGAGGGCGGAGGGCGAGCGGAUAGUCUUGGGGGCUCCGUGGAUCACAGCGGGGGGCACAGUGAUGGGGAGGGAGAGGAGCGGGGGCCGCCGACUGAGUGCGUGGCCAAAUCCAACUACGAGCGGGGAAACCCGGGCAUCACCCUGGCUCGGUGCUUGGCACACCUAGGCGUUUACGCUAAGGACACGACGGGCAACCAAGGAGGGCAGCGGUUCAACGCGUACGGUCCAGUCCGUCUGGCGCAGGGGAAGAUCGACCAGUGGUACAAUGACGUUCACGCCUCGGAUCCAGGGAUGUGGCGAGCCGGCCCCGACUGCUGUUCUUCGGACACGAUCUCCUUCCACUACGUGGGACCAGCGGAAGCCAGAGCGAUGCAUCACAUCCUACACCACAGAGAGACCUACCUGACGGAGGGAUACGAGGAAGCUCUGAGCCUGUGGCCCGCUUCCGGAGAGUCCCUUGGCCCCUACGCCGCCCGCCCGAAGGCAGGGGACGAAACCUUCGACCUGCUCUUGAAGAAAAUACGAGUUUGUUCUGCGGCUUGA
Ectocarpus siliculosus is the source of this 903-nucleotide messenger RNA. The record is from the annotation of a GenBank genome assembly. Lineage: Eukaryota; Phaeophyceae; Ectocarpales; Ectocarpaceae.